AUGACUGUCGAAAAUGAGGUCCAUUACAGGCUUGUGGCAAAAUGGAUCGGGUGGGCUGGCAGAACAGGGUUGACCGAACUUGAUCCCAUCUUAUUUCCCAUCUCCAACCACGAAGUUGCUAAAUCACAAUGGGAAUCUACUUUGAUCUUAUCAAUAUCGAUAAAAGAGAAGAACUUCCCCUACGGGACCUCAAGAAAUUCGGUGAAUUUUAUGCCACUCCCA
Acaulospora colombiana is the source of this 222-nucleotide messenger RNA. The record is from the annotation of a GenBank genome assembly. Lineage: Eukaryota; Fungi; Glomeromycota; Glomeromycetes; Diversisporales; Acaulosporaceae.